Biomphalaria glabrata is the source of this 6788-nucleotide messenger RNA. Its product is annotated as calsyntenin-1-like. The record is from RefSeq and is a predicted model, not a curated record. The transcript has 17 exons. Gene Ontology annotation, cellular component: cell surface; postsynaptic membrane. The coding region runs from base 266 to 3208 and encodes 980 amino acids. Lineage: Eukaryota; Metazoa; Mollusca; Gastropoda; Planorbidae. Gene Ontology annotation, biological process: positive regulation of synaptic transmission; positive regulation of synapse assembly; homophilic cell-cell adhesion. Gene Ontology annotation, molecular function: calcium ion binding; kinesin binding; X11-like protein binding.
UUUAUCUUCAAAUUAUUAUAAAAUAGUAUUUCAAUGAAAAUGAAAUAACUCUGUAUUAUUUUUAUAACCGGAAAGAUGUAUGACGUCAUUGUAAUUCAUUAACAUUCACAAACUUCAGCCAUAUUUGUUGUGCAUUGUGUACAGUAGACUCUUAUCCAUAGUCUAGAUCUAGACUAUAGCCGAAAUUCUUUCUGUCAGAUUCAUACGGAAAUUAACUUUGAACUGGUUGAUAGGUGGUCGAAAUUCGACGUUGAUUCCUUCUACGAUGGGAAUUAUAACAAUUUCUAUUCUUCUUGUCCUUUCAAACCAUGCCAUUGGAACUUCAGAAGUCAACCGCUUUAAACCAUCUAUAUGGUCUAAGUUAAUGGAGCAUGAUAAGCCUACAUUCCAUGGAGAAAUUAAAGAAAAUGAGAGAAUAGUUCAGUUGAAACCAGAGCUUCUUGCAAGUGAUUCAGAUGAAGUUGGGGCUGCUAAGUAUAUAUGUAAUUAUAUCAUCGCUAAAAACAAGCGGCAUCCUAAAACUCAGUCUCUGCCUUUUGAGAUCAUUGUUACGGAUAAGCUGACUGGGGCUGCAGAAAUCCGAGUGAAAGAUGGAGAAAAACUCAAUUUUGAGGAGCAUCCUGUCUAUAAGUUUGGCAUUGUUGCAGAGGAUUGUGGCACACCACCAAAACAGUCUAAUAAGGCCUACGUUUUGAUUAAAGUUCUUGAUGUUGAUGAAUUUGCUCCAAAGUUUGAAAAUGAUACCUAUUUCGCCAAUGUUGAAGAAGGAAAGAUGUAUGAUUCUAUUCUUGAGAUCCAUGCAUCUGAUCAGGAUGAAUCUGAGCCCUAUAAAACUAUCUGCAACUAUGAGCUCUUGACACCUGGUGUACCAUUUGAAAUCACACCACAGGGUGUUUUGAAAAACAAAGAGCCACUUGAUUAUAGUCUCCAUAGAAACUUUAUCCUUGGGGCUGUUGCCAUUGACUGUGGAGGUCGUAGGUCAGACCCAGUUUAUAUCAAUCUUGCCAUCACUGAGAAAUGCCACAGCGGCUGGUCUGGCCUGGAAGAUGUCAUUAAAUACAGGGCUGGCUCUGGCCAGCAGAGGCUGGGCGAGGGGGCAUCUCUUAAGCUAUGUGACAGUGACUGCAAGCCUGCACAAGUCAACGUGAAACUGACUCUGACCACCAAACAUAUUGGCAAAGGGUGUGACAGAGAUACAUACUCUGUGAAUUCUCAGAGAAAAUUGUGUGGAGCCAGUGGUGACAGUGUAGACUUGUUGCCCUCCCCCAGCACUGCUGAUUGGGCACACAACAUUCCAACUGAUGAUGGCCAUGAAAUGGACCAAGUGUUCUCCUUUGAUGGCCAGAGCAAUGCUUUGGAAGUGCCAGAAUCUGUGUUCAACCACAUGCUUCACAAGCAGUUCACUAUCUCAGCCUGGUUACGUCAUGGGGAGGCUCAGCAACAGAAUAACUCUAAAGUCCCCAAGGAACACAUACUUUGUAUGUCUGAUGGGGAUGGAAUGAAUCGACAUCAUUAUGGCCUUUACAUCCAUGGUGAAAAGCUGAUUCUUUUGCUGCGCAUAGAGGCAGAGGACGUAGAAACUGAGGAGGACAUGAAAGUCUUCAAACCAGCUGAGUUCCGAUGGGCCAUUCCUCAAGUUACAGAUGAUAGGUGGCAUCACUUUGCUGUUAGUGUUGACCUUCAGGAAAACAAGGAUGAUGGAGUUCGUCUCUACAUCGAUGGUAAAUUGUUUGUCACAAAUGAUGAAAAUUUUGAAAUCAUUGACGACUGGCCUCUUCGAAGAACUAAAAAGGUCCACGGAACUAAACUUGUUGUUGGUGCAUGCUGGCAAGGAGCAGCAAAUACUUUUAGCCAUUACUACAAGGGCUACAUGGCAGGACUGUUUGUUCUAAAAGGCAAGACUGAAAGUGAAAGGGUCAUAAAGUGUUUGAACAACUGCAAAGAAAAUUUGGAUUUCCAUGCCAUCAGUGAUAUGUCCAGUGGCACUAGUGUCAGCUUCAAUAGUGAGAUGACGGAGUUUACAAUCAACAGUCGAAGCGUGGAAGAGGUGAACAGGCUUAUGGGCCAAGUGGCUUAUGUGAAUGCUCGUACUUAUCCGACCCCUGGCUAUAGAACUCUUACUAUUGAAACCUCUCUCAUCUGUGAAGGCCAGACUGUUGUUCUUCCUCUUUUGGAGAAAAAGAUUUUGGUGGAAGAGCAGCAAGAGCCAGUAUUUGUCAUCACAGGCUACUCCAACCUCACCCGCAUGGUGUAUGAGUUUGAAAGAGGGCUUCGUGUCUUCCAUGACAUUCACAUUUUUGCUAGGUCUCAGCCCUUGGAAGAUAUGGACGAUACUGAUGGACAGGAUGAGACUGGUUCUGCCAAAGUUGCUAAGCUGGCUCAGAAGCUCUCCAAAACUUUGUUGCAACAGUCAACAGAUCAAAAGGAUGAUGACUUUAUGAUUGACGAGUGCCAUGUGAAGGCAGAUCCACCUCUCAACUUAUUCAUUGAACACCUUUCCCUUCCCACUCAUCUGAUGGAGAUACAUGGUUUGGAGUGGAGUGAAACUAAUGAUGGUGUUGUCAUCCGCAAUGCUGAUACCAUUCCCAACUAUGAGAAUGUGAUUCGUAAUAUUCAUUACUACCACAACAAGCCAGAGGAGUUGGCCAAUAGAACACUCACAUUGUAUUGUUCAAGUCAGAACCAAAGAUUCAUUAGCACUAAAUUCAUUGAGAGGCUGGUCGCUGUUCAUCAAGCACCUCCACCAGUUCCCAAAGCUGCUAAUAUUCAGUCCAAUGUUCAAGGAAUUCACCAGUCUUUGAAAACUUCCAACAUAGAUGGUCUUCAUGCACCAGGAGCUGCUAGCUCCAAUCUUGGAAUGGUGGCCAUAAUUGUUGUGUGUGUAGGUUUCCUACUCUUCAUGAUUGUCUUGGGUGUGAUUCGAAUUCGUGCUGCUCACAGGAGAACUCAGGUUGUUCAAGUAGAUGAGAAACAAGAGAUGGAGUGGGAUAACUCUGCCUUAAACAUCACCAUUAACCCAAUGGAGCAAGAGAUGUUUGAAUAUGAGGAUGGUGCUAGACCAACCUUCCCAGAAGAUAGUGAUAGUGAUGAAGAUGAAGAAAGUAGCAUGCAGGGGGAUUAUGGUGACAGCACUGAAGAUGAAGAGCCUGCCCCUCAGGGCAAAGGGCCAGUUGGUAAUGAAUUAGAGUGGGAUCACACCAGCUUUUAAAAGCUUUUGUAAACUCUCUUCAAUUGUAGUAUGAAUUAGAAGCUGUAAACUACUGUGCUAGUAUGUCAUCAUCUAUCUACAACUGCUUGUGAGAUUGUCAAACAACAUUCCUCAUGGGAGACAGCAUGAAUCACUCCAGCUCAUGAUGGCCACUGUACUAAGUCCCAUGAUUUCUUUCUGUGUAUAAGUGUGUUUGUCUACCUGGACUGUGCUAAAUCAGCAUUCAUACUCUUACACAACAUGCGAAGGUGUUUGGAUAUUCUAUUCUCAUCAGAGAUUAAGCAUGUGUUGUGAUUUCUUUGAAUUUUUACUAUUAGGAUCUGAUUUUUUUUUUUUUUUUUUUUGGCUGGUCUCCAAAAUAGAAAAAUAGUCCUUUCAAUUUAUUCACUGGCUUUGGUUGUGUAGAUAUGAAGACUCACAAGCAGGCUAGAAAAACUUCAUUGUAUUCAUAGAUGUGACAUGAAAGGAAACAUGAGGAAACCUACUGGUUGAAAAUAUGAGCUUUAAAAUACAUUACUAAAAACUUUACUAUAGUUAGAAAGUUUUAAUCUUUUAGUCACUUCUAAAUUGUAAGACAUUAUGUUUAAUGUUAUUGUUUUUAAAAUGUUUAAUAACCAAAAAACAAAAACUGAGAAGAAAUUUGUCAAUUAUCCCUAUGGUUUUUAAUGUAAAUAUAUACAUUUGUCUUUUACAAAAUUUAUAUGUGAAUGUUAGUAAUGUGCAUAAUGUUUUUAUAAAAUUAGAAGGAUGAAAUAAUUUUUUAUUUUAGUGUGUAUAGAAAAUAGUAAUUCAAUCAUAGAUAUUUUAAAAUAUUUGACAUUUAACUAAGUAAUGUUAAUUACUUGACAGAUGUUCCUUCUAAAAGGAUUGAGUCCUACAUGUAACCAUGUGUUAAUUUAGUUGUUCUUGUUAAUGUAGAGAUAGUGUUUUACAGUGACAUUAAAAUCCAUUAUAUUUAUUACUACUUCAGAAUGUGUAUGUGUAUGAAAGCAGUGUGAUUCAUCCUGUAUUAUGAGCCAGUUUCUUUGAGUAUUAGUUGUUCCAACGAACUCCAUGUACCUCCAUUGAAAUCUUUUUUUUUUCUUUCAACUGGCUUCUAUAUGAUACUUAACCAGAUCGUGUUGUUUCUCUUUCUCUUUGAUAUGGCAUCUUUAAAAAAGGCUUAGUUUGUAAGAAGGCAAUGAUAUUUUCUACAGCAAGUUGAUCUUUUCAAAUGGUAUAUUUGUGAAGCUUUAACUAAAGAUGUUACUUUCAUAAGCUCCCUUUAGUUUCAUCAUUGUGCUCAAGUUUUCUUCUCUUGCUUUAAUUCAUUCCUAAAUCAUUAUUGUUUUUUAUUUCCUGUAUGUGUCCACACCUGAUUGAUGUCUUAGCGACUAGUCUGUCUUUACUCAUUCAUUCCUCUAGUGUGCUCUCUUUGAUCAGGCACACACACUCAUCAACAUUGUAUAUUGGCUAACAUUUCUUUCUCUCUCUCCACUCUGCAUUGAAGUAUUGUACCAUCAACAUUGGAUUUCUUGUUUUCAUUCUCAAUUACUGCCUGUUUUUUUGGGCCAAUGCAUUUUUUUUUUAUUUCAAGGAUGUAUUCUAUGUGCGCUCACACUAUGUUGUUUUGGUUGUUGUUAGUUGUAGAAGUACUUACUAUUAGAUCACUAUUUUUUUUUUUUUUUUGUGUGUACAACUUCUACCAAUCUUAAAAUCAAAAAUUGUCUAUUGGAAUUUCUGACAUUUUGUUUCUAGAAAUAGUCUAUACUUUGUGACCAUCACAUUUGUUGAGUUCAAUGUUACAAAUUGUGUACAGAAUACUAAUGAAAGGACAGUGUAUGAAACAGAACAAUUUUGUUCACUUGCUAGCAGCUGAUGUUGUAGCUUUGCUUUAGGUGCUCAGUAAAUAAACAUGUUUUUGUUUUUUUGUUUUUAAAUUAAUUUUUGUUGUGUAUUUGUUAGGCUGUUGCUUUGUGAUAUGUAUUAUAUAUUUCAUUCUAAUUUUUUGUUGUUUAAGUCACUAGAUAUGGCUACUUUUGAUGUGUGUGGUUACUGGACAGCUUAAAUGUAUAUGUUUGUCUCCUUAUGAUUCUGCCAUUGAUUCUCUUUGAACAAUUAUCACAGUACAUUAUACACCUUUCUCUUAUAGAAAACAUUUUUUUUUUCUUGCCAGGGGACUUUUCUAUAUAAAUUUAUUUCCUUAUAUAUUAUUUAUAUCCAAAGUUAUUUGAAAGUUUUUUUUUUUUUUUUUUUUUUUAAAAGGCUUAGUUUACUAAGCUGGCCAUUUCCUUCAGAUUAUAUUUGAUAUUUAUGUAUAUUUGUAUAUGUUUUAGACAUAUCUACACACAGCUGACAGACACAUGCUCUCCCCUCCCCUACGACUUGUUAGAGCUGAACAAGUCUUGAAGUGUUGUGAUUUUUUUGGUUUCAAACUUUACACAUUUGUUUCUUGUGUUCAUCUUAAUGGCCUCGUUCCUUUGUGGUUUAUCUUACUAAGAUCAUACUUUGUGUGGCUCACCCCUACCACUUGAGUAUGUGGUCCUCUCAUCUCAUUUAGUACAUUCCAUCCUUACUUGUUUUUUUUUUUCCUAAGUCAUCACAUAGCACAAUUUUUUUUUCAGUUAGUUUAUGUUUAGUAUCUCCAUGAGUAAGACUAUUGGUGGUUUGAUUAUGUCAUCAAACCCUUUUUGUAGUCUUUUUUUUUUUCACUUUAUAUCUUUAACAGACUUUUUGGAAAAUUAAUUUAAAAUAUCCAUUUCUAUGGGUUUGUUUGAUCUAAUGUUUCUAAGAUAAAUGGCUUGUAUGACUAAAUUGUUCAACUAAUGUAUAUUUUUCACAUGAAUUUUUUUUUAUGAGUCACUAAGUUAAGUACUACUAGCUCAACUGAAGAUAUUGACUAGUUGCUUCCAUGAUAUUGGAAAUAAAGCAAAUUGGAAAACUUUUUUUUUUUGUGUAUGAUUACAUUUCAACAACUACAGAGCUCAGCUCUCAUCAUGGGAUGCUGAUGUGCAGCAGGUCUCCAUCCACUAGCUCAAUGCUAAACAUCAUUUUGUAGCAACCAUUGAUUCACCAUUGACCACCUCAUCUGAUUUAGUCUCUUUAUUUUUAUUUGCAUGUUCAUUAUUCAUUGUAAACUAUUUAAAAAAAACAGCAAAAAAAAAAAACAACUUACUCUUUAAAUUUAAAGAAAAUUUUUUAUGUUUUGGUGUAAACCUAGCUGGAGAUUAAAAACCCAAAAAGUAUACAUUUGUAUAUUCUUAUUAAUUGAAUAAGUUUUUUUGAAAUAUAAGGUAUACAGUUCACAUUUUGUUUGGCUACAUAUUGUUAAAUGAUUAUCAAACUGUGGUGUUCAAAUUCUCUUCCAAGUUAGAAAUAGUUUAAGUUGUCUUUAUUGCCAGUGUUACAAAAAGUGCAAUGUGGUCCAUUAGAAUCAAAAAAUCAUUGACCUACUGCUUUAAAACAUAUUUCCUGUUCCUAAGUAUUUGAUAUUCAACUCUGUAGUGUUAGGCCAUUGACUCAGUCUAACAAUGUUGUGUCAUAUGUCCAAAGUAAACCAUCAGUCUAAUAUGUAUGACAAUAAACACAUUUGGUGAGUUAA